UAUCCCACUCAUUCACAUACACACAUACUAUACCACAUUCUAUAAUACUUACAUUAUAUUUUGUUGUUACAUUUCUUGCUUCAAUUAAUAUGGCAUCUAGGGAAGUCAAUAUUGUGAAGUGGAUUAUGAAUUUAUGUGUAAUGAUGGUGGUGGUUUUGGGUUUGUGGAGUAGUAAGGUUGAAGCUGAUCCUCAAGUACCUUGCUACUUCAUUUUUGGUGACUCUUUGGUAGAUGAUGGAAACAAUAACAAUCUUAAUUCUUUGGCCAAAGCUAAUUAUCUUCCUUAUGGGAUUGACUUUAAUGGUGGUCCAACUGGAAGGUUCUCCAAUGGAAAAACUACUGUUGAUGUCAUUGCUGAGCUAUUGGGAUUUGAGGGCUACAUAUCUCCCUAUUCAACAGCCAGAGACCAAGAAAUACUCCAAGGAGUCAAUUAUGCUUCUGCUGCUGCUGGAAUUAGAGAAGAAACUGGACAACAACUAGGAGAUCGUAUUAGUUUUAGUGGGCAAGUACAAAACUACCAAAAGACAGUGUCCCAAGUGGUAAAUUUGCUUGGAGAUGAGGAUACAGCUUCAAAUUAUCUUAGCAAAUGCAUCUAUUCCAUUGGAUUGGGUAGCAAUGAUUACCUUAACAACUAUUUCAUGCCUGCUUAUCCCAGUGGUAGACAGUUUACACCACAACAGUAUGCUGAUGUUCUUAUUCAAGCAUAUGCUCAACAACUCAGGAUUUUGUAUAACUAUGGAGCAAGGAAAAUGGCUUUAUUUGGGAUUGGUCAAAUAGGUUGCAGUCCAAAUGAAUUAGCUCAAAACAGUCCAGAUGGUACCACUUGUGUUGAAAGAAUAAAUUCUGCAAACCAAUUAUUUAACAACGGAUUGAAAUCUCUUGUUAAUCAACUCAACAAUGAGCUUACGGAUGCAAGAUUCAUCUAUGUAAAUACUUAUGGUAUUUUUCAAGAUAUCAUAAACAACCCAUCAUCAUUUGGCAUAAGGGUUACAAAUGAAGGGUGUUGUGGAAUAGGAAGAAACAAUGGUCAAAUUACAUGUUUGCCCCUUCAAACCCCAUGUAGUAAUAGGAAUGAGUACCUAUUUUGGGAUGCAUUUCACCCAACUGAGGUUGGCAACACUAUAAUUGGUAGGAGAGCUUACAAUGCUCAAUCUGAAUCAGAUGCUUAUCCUAUUGACAUCAAUCGCUUAGCUCAAAUAUGAUGAUGAAACUUUAAUUGUGGUAUUAAGGUUAUUGUGUAACUUCUUUUUUUUGGUUGGUAUUGUUUGUUGUGGGACUUUACUAGUGUUGUGAUGAGUUGUUUAUGCCAAAGGUGUACAAGAGUUUUUUAUUUUUAAUUUUUUGGUGGUGUAAAGGUGUGCAAGAGUCUUAAGUGUAAUUUUUCAUAAAUUUUGUUAAGAUUUUAUUGUUGAUGGUAUAAAUAUAAUGGUACUUAUUGGUGGAUGAAAUUUUCAUCCAAAUUUAAUUAAAUUAGAAGGAAUUAUUUGCUCUUA
Medicago truncatula (barrel medic) is the source of this 1493-nucleotide messenger RNA. RefSeq names its product GDSL esterase/lipase At1g29670. The coding region runs from base 90 to 1202 and encodes 370 amino acids. The transcript has 5 exons. NCBI's taxonomy places the organism in Eukaryota, Viridiplantae, Streptophyta, Magnoliopsida, Fabales, Fabaceae. Gene Ontology annotation, molecular function: hydrolase activity, acting on ester bonds. The record is from RefSeq and is a predicted model, not a curated record.